AUGCCGCGGACCGUGGCCGUCGUGGGCGGCGGCAUCAGCGGCCUGGCCGCCUGUUACCACCUGGUGCGCGCCCCCCACCCGCCCAAGGUGGUGUUGCUGGAGGCCAGUGGCCGUUUUGGGGGGUGGCUACAGAGCUCCAGGACCCCCGAGGGCGCCGUGUUCGAGCACGGCCCCAGGGGCGUCCGCCCGGCGGGGGCGGCGGGGGCCGAGACCCUGCACAUGGUGUCGGAGCUGGGGCUGGCCGGUGACAUCCUGGCUGUCCCCAAGGGCCACCCGGCGGCUCGGAACCGCUUCCUGUACCUGGGGGGGACCCUGCACCCCCUGCCCUCGGGGCUGGGGGGCCUGCUCCGGGCUGUCCCCCCGUUCUCCCGGGCCCUGUUCUGGAGCGCUCUGCGGGAUUUGCUGACCCCGGCGGGGACGGGGCCGGACGAGAGCGCCCACGCCUUCGCCCGGCGCCGCUUCGGCCCCGAGGUGGCCGAGCUGGCAGUGGACAGUCUGUGUCGGGGGGUGUUUGCCGGGGACAGCCGAGCCCUGAGCGCGCGCUCCUGCUUCCCCGCGCUCUUCCGGGCCGAGCGGCGCCGCGGCUCCGUCCUGCUGGGCAUGGCCCUGGGACACGGUGAGCGCAGGGCGGGCCCGGAGGUGGCCCUGGCGCGGCGAGCGCGGGCCGAGCGCUGGAGCCAGUGGUCCCUGCGGGGGGGGAUGGAGUCCCUGGCCACCGCCUUGGUGGCCUUCGUGUCCCCCCGCGGCGCCGAGCUGCGCUGCCACGCGCCCCUGAGACACCUGUGCCACCGCCGAGGCCGCUGGCAGCUCACUUUACCUGACCGCACCAUCACGGCCGAUCACGUGAUCAGCGCCCUGCCGGCCUCAGCGCUGGCCCAGGCGCUGUCCCCCGAGGCGGAGCCGCUGGCUCGGGAGCUCCGCGCCAUCCGGGCCGCCUCGGUGGCCGUGGUCAACCUGCAGUACGAGGGGGCCACUCUGCCCGUCACGGGUUUUGGUCACCUGGUGCCAUCCUCGGAGGACCCCGCGCUCUUGGGCAUCGUUUAUGACUCGGUGGCGUUCCCGGAGCUCGACGGGACCCCCGGGACCACCGGGACCCCCUCGCUGAGACUGACGGUGAUGCUGGGCGGGGCCUGGUUCCGGGACAUUUUUGGGGACCCCUCUGCCGUGGCUCCGGAGCUGCUGCUGCGCCGGGCCCGGGAGGCCGUGAGGGAGCACCUGGGGCUGCCCGGGACCCCCACCCGGGCCAUGGUCAGGGUGCAGCAGGACUGCAUCCCCCAGUACACGCUGGGACACUGGGAGCGCCUGGAGCGGAUCCAGCGGUUCCUGGAGGAGCAGGAGCUGCCCCUGAGCCUCAUCGGUGCCUCCUACUCGGGGGUCUCGGUCAACGACUGCAUCUCCAGCGCCAAGGCGGCCGUGGGGAGGAUUUUGGGGUUCCCCCCCUGAACC
This is a messenger RNA of Sturnus vulgaris (Common starling), 1446 nucleotides long. The record is from RefSeq and is a predicted model, not a curated record. Lineage: Eukaryota; Metazoa; Chordata; Aves; Passeriformes; Sturnidae.